AUGACGUACUCUGUCCUAAACAACUGUUCCGCACAUAGUGUGUAUAACGUUACCGUUAUAUAAAAUGGAGAUUUUACACUGGGAAAAUCUCCGUCAAUAUGAACAAAAUUAUCAUACAGAUAAUGAUUUUACUUCCAGCAGUUACACCAAAGGGUUCACACUCUUUGUGGAUGCUUGGGACAUACAUCAAAGGAGAGACACCAUUUCCAGAGUUUAGCGUCAAAUUUAUGCUGGAUGACGUCACUGUAGGAUACUACGAUUCAGAAAUAAAGAAAUACGUUUCGAGAGGAAAUAAAACAGAUGAAGUUGAUGUGGUUAAUCCAAACCACGUUAAGUUUAUAAGUGAUCAUAUGCAUACUCAUAUUGUGAGAAGACUAAGUCAACAGAAUCCUGACAAUCAAACUGAAGGUCCUCAAGUAUAUCAAGUGAUGAGUCUUUGUGAACUCUGGGACAACAAUAAAGGACAGCUGAUCACCAAAGAUGCUUACAAAGGUUACAUUACAGAUGAAAAGCAUUUUUAUGACAACAUAUUAACAUAUAAAGGCACAGUUGAAGUCACACAACUGUAUCUGGAGCUCUCAAAGUGGCGUCAUGAAAUGUUUUACUACCCAGCCUGCAUGACAACUCUCAAGAAUUACCUUAAAAUGAGAGGAACUCAAGUGAAUAGAAAAGUGAAACCCAGAGUCCGUAUCAUUCACAAACCAUCUUUACAUUCUGGAGGGUCGCAGGUGAGUUGUCUGGCAACAGGAUUUUAUCCUCGACACAUCAAUCUGACCCUGUUCAGAGAUGGACAGCCUGUAUCUGAUGAUGAGAUCACUGGAGGAGAUCUGCUGCCCAAUGAUGAUGGGACUUACCAGGGGCCUCAUUUAUCAACAGUGCGUAGAAAAUGUUCUAUAUUUGUACCUACGCCCCAGAUGAGGAAGAUUCUGAAGAUCAGUGAAGAAGAACAGAGAGUGAAACACAAAUACACCUGCACUGCCACACAUCUCAGUCUGGACAACAAAUUGGACGUCAAUUUGGAGUUGGAUCAUGGGACACCAUUAAAGCCAGUGCUCUCCUCAGUGCUAACAGUUUUGGCAUUCAUUAUUGUGACUGUGGUUGCAGUUAUUAUAUGGAGGAAUCGAGCAGCCUUUUCUAAAAGUGAAAAUUCUUCAGCUUCUACUUCUAAAGAGUGUGUGUGCACAGCAUCAUAAAGGUUUAUGUUAUCAUUAUGACAUGAAGCUACAGUAAGUGAAGAAAUGGUUCCAGCUCAAACUGAUGCAAGAAAAGCUUUAAUAUACCAAACAAAUAUGCAGUAAUCUCAGACAAUAUGGAAAAGAUCUUAUCUUUGUAAACACUGUAAGUGGUGAUGUCACUGUAUUUCCCAGUUUUGGGCAGGUAGCAGGGCAUUUAAAUUAAUGUUGUGAAGUUUGAGAUGCUGCCCAGAUUAUUUUCCUAUAAAUGUUAAACAGAUUGUAAAUUAGCUGCAGUUCAGACACCAAUAUUUAUUGUAACUUGUAUGAUUUUAUAGACUAAAAAAUUCAAGGAUAAUUUUUAACCCAGCUGUAGGGUUUGUUUAUGUUGGACCCAAUCUUGGGUUAAACGAACCAGCAUUUAAAACAAUUAUUUUCUUAUCAUCAUGUUGUUAAAACCUGUAUGAGUUUUUUUUUCUUAUAUUAGACACAAAAUAAGAUAUUUUAAUAAAUGAUAGUUGAUUGUAACCAUUGACUUCUAUAUGAAAAACAAAUGCAAUAAAACGUAAUUGGUAUAGGCUACUAUCAUCUGUGUGCUUACCAUCAUUUAUCAAAGUAUCUUCAUUAUUUAUCACAAUACUUCACAAUAAGUCAUUGGUUACAAUCAGCUGUGUGCUUUCCAUAAUUAAUCAAAAUAUAUUUUUGUCUAAUAUAACAAAAGAAACUCAUACAGGUUUGUAACAACAUGAGGAUAAGAAAAUGAUGACAGCAUUUACAUUUUUGUGUGAACUAUCCCUUUAAAAGAACUCUAUAAGACUACACUCUAAAUUAACGCAAAAAAAUGUUUUUGUCUGACCUAAUCCGUUAAAUUACAACCCAGUGGGCUGGGCUCAUCCCUUUUUGACCCAAUAUUGUGUUGAAAUAACCCAGCAUUUUUUUGAGUGUACAGUAAUACUCCGGGUCAGUUAAUUAUUGUAAUGUUUGAGGUGACAGCCAGUUGCUUAAUGGAUUUCAAUUGCAAUUUGUUUUGAAAUGUAGCAAUAUUGUGUACAAGUGUCAUAUCUCUUUGAUAAAUUAUUGUUAAUGUAUUACUUGGAUGGAAAACAAAGACAUUAAAUAGGGGCAUUGAGAGAGAAUAAAUGCAAUAAUAUGGUAUUUUGUAUCAUUGAUGUUUUAAUUUAUUAUAGCAAAACCUUAUUUUGGUAAUUUUGUUUACAGA
This is a messenger RNA of Paramisgurnus dabryanus, 2391 nucleotides long. The record is from RefSeq and is a predicted model, not a curated record. NCBI's taxonomy places the organism in Eukaryota, Metazoa, Chordata, Actinopteri, Cypriniformes, Cobitidae.